This is a messenger RNA of Branchiostoma belcheri (Belcher's lancelet), 1152 nucleotides long. RefSeq lists its product as uncharacterized. NCBI's taxonomy places the organism in Eukaryota, Metazoa, Chordata, Leptocardii, Amphioxiformes, Branchiostomatidae. The record is from RefSeq and is a predicted model, not a curated record. Gene Ontology annotation, molecular function: protein binding. Bases 1 to 1152 code for a protein of 383 amino acids. The transcript has a single exon. Gene Ontology annotation, biological process: signal transduction.
AUGAAGCUAGCAGAAGAAGAGCACGUUGGGGCAACUCCGGGAGAUGGUAGCCCAGACAGCACGAUUGAAUUAGCACUUACCUACUUCAACAAAGCACUGAAGCUAGACCAGGGACCGAGAGAUGUAAAGAUACACUCUUUCCGUGCUGAAUGCUUAAAACGCCUCAAAGAAAACAAACAGGCAGUGGAGAGUUGGAAAAGGGCUGUUGAAUUGGAUAGACAAGCAACUACAUAUUACGGAAAUAUCGAGCCAUUACUGGCUAUGCUUCUGGAUCAAUGUAGAGAGAUGUCAGACUCAGAAGGCUUUCAGCCAGUCGUGGCAGAGACGGCCACCUAUCUGAAGAUGGCACUGUCCAAGUACGAAGCAGUCUCCGACAAAGUCAUACCUGCACUCAUCAAGAAGUUUCCCGAAGAGUUUCUGCACACAGCCAUCUAUUUCAGGAUCACAAAGGACCUCGGCAUGUCGAGAAGAAUUUGGAACUAUGUGGACAAAACCAUCCGAGGGCCGCUUCCCCAAGAGAUCGCAGAGAGAAAGCGUCGAAUAGACGAAGAUAUAGAGGAAUGUCAAGAAGCCGUUGCUAACGAUGGUGUUCAAGAACCCAGGAGCAAGGACCACGGGGACCACGAGCAGACAGCUAACAGUGAUCAAAGUGAGGAAGGGGCAACAGGAGGCCAACUCCUAGACGAACGUCACCCGGCGACUGAAGAGCAGAGAGAAUUCAUGCCGAAACAAGUAGAAAAAGCCCAGAACACCAAAGGUUUCCACUACGACUUCUUCGUCAUCCACAGUGCUAAAGACGCAGAGUGGGUAAACUACACCCUUCUGGCAAACCUAGAGGGCGAGCAUCACCUCAAAGGCUGCAUCGCUGAAAGAGACUUCCAGCUUGGCAAAUAUGUCCUAGACAACAUCACAGCAACCAUCAAACAAAGUGCAAAGGUGCUCGUCAUCCUUACACCAGACCUUCUUCAGAGCAAAUGGUGCAAACAUGAAAUGAAGGAAGCACUUCACGCGAAGGUGGAAGAGGCAACAGAGUCAGUAAUCCCUGUGCUCCUGAAGGAUUGUGAGGUUCCCGAUGAGAUAAAGAACAUUACAUACCUGGAUGCACGGAAACACUUGGACUGGGAGCACCUGUUGCGAGAUAUUCAGAAAUGA